Dissoconium aciculare CBS 342.82 is the source of this 3126-nucleotide messenger RNA. RefSeq lists its product as uncharacterized. NCBI's taxonomy places the organism in Eukaryota, Fungi, Ascomycota, Dothideomycetes, Mycosphaerellales, Dissoconiaceae. The record is from RefSeq and is a predicted model, not a curated record. Gene Ontology annotation, molecular function: Glc3Man9GlcNAc2 oligosaccharide glucosidase activity. The coding region runs from base 1 to 3126 and encodes 1041 amino acids. The transcript has 3 exons. Gene Ontology annotation, biological process: oligosaccharide metabolic process; protein N-linked glycosylation. Gene Ontology annotation, cellular component: endoplasmic reticulum membrane.
AUGGUGUUCAUCGAUGGCCAAGAAGUCAUGAGCGCUGAAGAGAAGCGUCUCAAGGAUGACAAGGACCGUGUCAAGUACUGGAAGAAAUGGGGUCCCUACACCGCUGAACGACAAUGGGGUACCGUACGAGAAGAUUAUUCUGCCGAUGGAGAUGCGUGGAGUGCCUUCAACUACGACAUGGCGCGAAGCCGGGCUUACCGAUGGGGUGAGGACGGUAUUGCUGGAGUCUCAGAUACUCACGGCCGCAUGAACAUUGCUUUUGCAUUCUGGAAUGAGAAGGAUGGUCACCUCAAAGAACGCCUUUUCGGUCUCUCCAACCCACAGGGUGUGCACGGCGAGAGUAUCAAGGAGUGCCAUUUCCACCUUGACAACACACCCACCCACUCGUACAUGAAAUUCCUUUACAAACUUCCCCAGAACGAGUUCCCGUACGAGGACAUCAUCAAAGAGAACGCGAGACGGACGAAGAAGGACAGGGAAUACAAUCUGAUUGACACCGGCAUCUUCAAGGAUGACGCAUACUGGGAUAUCUUCAUUGAGACGGCCAAGGAGGAGGACAAUCCGGACGAGCUAUUGUUCCGUGUUACCGCGUACAACCGUGGCAAGAAAUCGGCCAAGCUACACAUUCUGCCACAUGUGUGGUUCCGCAACACAUGGGCGUGGGGUUACGACUCUUACAAGCCGAACAUCAAGCAGACGGACAGCCUCAUGUGCCAUAUCGAACAUCGCGAUAUUGGCGACCGCUUCCUCCAGUGCUCGCCCUCGCCAAACAGCUGUGGUCACGAUGCCGACAUCGAGCCUGAAUUCCUUUUCACUGACAACGACACAAAUUACGUCGAUCUGUACAAGAGCAAGACCAACAAGACCGCCUACGUGAAGGACGCCUUCCACAAGCGCGUCAUCAAGGGUGACAAGAAAGCCGUCAACCCGGAGAAGUUCGGUACCAAGGCCGCGGCAUGGUACGCCUUCGACCAUGGCGACGGUGUGCCUCCAGGCGAGUGCGCUGUGGUCCGUAUGCGAAUAUCUACCAAGCAUGACGAUGCUUACCUUGACGAGGAGCGCUUCGACGAGGUCAUGGAGCAGCGUAUUGCGGAGGCGGACGAGUUCUUCUUCAAGCUCAACCCAAUGCCCAUGGCAGACGACCUUCGCAACAUCCAGCGCCAGGCGCUUUCCGGUAUGAUGUGGUGUAAACAGUACUACCACUUCAUCUGGGAUCAAUGGGCCAACGGUGAUCCUGCCAUGCCUCCACCACCACCAGAACGAAAGGCAAUUCGCAAUGGUCAAUGGAAGCAUCUUCAUCUGGACGACAUUUUGUCUAUGCCAGACUCGUGGGAGUAUCCAUUCUUCUGCGCGUGGGAUACCGCGUUCCACUGCAUUCCGCUUUCCAUGAUCGACCCCGAAUUCGCAAAGAAGCAACUCGACCUGUUCACUCGUGAGUGGUACAUGCACCCGAACGGUCAGCUGCCGGCCUACGAAUGGAACUUUGGCGACGUCAAUCCCCCGGUGCACGCCUGGGCUGUAUUCCGCACGUUCAAAAUCGAGCGCAAGAUGUACGGCCGCGAAGAUCUCGACUUCUUGGAACGCGUGUUCCAGAAGCUCUUGAUGAACUUCACAUGGUGGUGUAACCGCAAGGACUUUGACGGCAAGAACGUGUUCGAAGGUGGCUUUUUGGGACUCGACAACAUUGGUCUGUUCAACCGAUCCGAUCCUCUCCCGACUGGUGGAACCCUUGAGCAGGCCGAUGCCACAGGUUGGAUGGCUUUCUACUGUCUUAGUAUGCUCAACAUCGCCCUCGAGCUGGCCAAACACCGCCGAAUUUACGAAGAUAUUGCUUGUAAAUUCUUCGAGCACUUCCUCUCGAUCUCAGACGCCAUGCAAUACCGCAAGGGUGGCGAGGCCAAAUCGUUGUGGAACGACGAGGACGGCUUCUACUACGACGCAAUCUCCUGGGGUGGUCCCUAUUCCCACCAGAUGCCCGUGCGCUCGCUCGUCGGUCUCAUUCCUAUGUACGCGACGCUCACGCUUGAGCCUCAGGUAAUUAACCGCUUCCCGUCGUUCAAGAAGCAUGUCGACUGGUUCAUCAAGAACAAGCACGAUCUCGUGCAGCGCAACAUUGCCAGCAUGAAGCGUCGAGGCAAGGAUGAGCGUCUCCUUCUCUCCCUUGUCAACGAAGACCGCCUGCGCUCGAUCCUGAAGUACAUGUUGGACGAGACAGAAUUCCUCAGCGACCAUGGCAUCCGCUCGCUGUCCAAGUACCACAAGGAUCACCCGGUUUCCAUGGACGCCAACGGCCAAACCUACUCCGUGUCCUACAUCCCAGGCGAUUCCGACAGUGGUCUCUUCGGUGGAAACAGUAAUUGGCGUGGACCGACUUGGAUCGCUGUCAACUUCCUGCUAGUUGAGUCUUUGCUUCGCUUCUACAUGUUCUACGGCAACACAUUCAAGGUUGAGUGUCCUACCGGCUCUGGGGACGAGAUGCAUCUCGGCCACGUCGCAGAAGAGAUUCAGCACCGAUUGCAGCACCUUAUGACCUCAAACGAUCAAGGUCGCCGCGCCAUGCACGACGGAAAUGAUAUGCUCGACUUUGAUCCACACUGGAAGGAUUACUUGUGGUUCUACGAAUAUUUUGAUGGCGACUCUGGCCGUGGUCUGGGUGCGUCCCACCAGUGCGGAUGGACUGGUCUUAUGGCAAAGAUUAUUCAGGACACUGGUACCAACUGCCGCCUUCCUCAAACCCCACGAUCUCCAUCUUCUGCCGCGGAGCACUACUUCGACGACACCUUCUCGCGUCAACGCCGCGCUUCGCUCGGCCCACGACGUCCGACGGGUCUGGCUCGCAGUCUCACACGCCAGCGCUCCAUUGGCCAGCGUAGUGACUGGGGCAAUGGUAGCACUGCGCCGCCAUCGGAACCGGGCGAUGAGGAGGACCAGGCCGAUGGGGAGAUCUACAAGGAGGCUGGCGACGAGCUUGCCCAUGCCGCCAACGGCGCUAGAAAAGCCGGAAAGGCACGCGACAUUGAGGAUCCAGAUGAUCCGAUCAACCGCUAUGUCCGCGAGCAGCUGGAACGAUUGAAGGCACAUGAGAGCAAUGAACAGGCGGAGGAAUUAGCCACAAGUAGGGAUUAG